CUAGCAAGGACUCAAUAGUAAUCGCCAUGGAUCUCUUCAACUCGCCCGCCUUUUCUGCCCGUGCAGAGGGGCUCAUUAAGAAAUUCCACGUCCCCGGCCUUGCCAUCGCCCUCGUCCACAAGGAUGUUACUGCCUCCAAGGCCUUUGGCAUGGCUUCCUUUGAGCCCGCGAGGCCAAUGACUACCGACACCCUUUUUGACAUUGCUUCUGCAUCAAAGUCUCUCACCGCGGCGUCGGUUGCACUGCUGGUUGCGGACGAAAAGCUGCCGGACGUCAAGUAUGAUGCCGAGAUGGCCAAGCUGCUGCCGGGCGAGUUUGUCAUGCCAGGCCAAGGCUAUGAAGGCGUCACUAUCGAUGAUAUCCUGAGCCACAGAAGCGGAUUGGCGCCCAAUGAUAAUUCGUAUCUGGGCCCCAGGGCGAAGAAUACAGACAGCCCGCAGUCAGUGACGCGAAACUUGAGGAAUCUAGCCACUGCGGCUCCCAUCAGAUCCAAGUUUAUGUACUGCAACAUGAUGUUCACGGUGGCGACGUAUCUAGUAGAGCAAAAGACCGGCAUCAGCUUCGCCGACUUUCUUGAGCAGCGCUUCUUCCAGCCUCUGGGCAUGACUUCGAGCAACUUGCAGCCAGAGCGGGCGCGUGCCAAGGGGCUGGGAGACCGCAUCAGUCCUGGGCACUGGUGGGAUAGAAAGGCCAGGCAGUAUUCGACGUUUGUCAUUCCUGACGCCCCAGAGGCUCAAGGUGCAGGUUCAAUCAUUACCAGCGUUGAUGAUUACGUCAAGUAUGUCCGGGCCAUGAUGAACAAGGAGGGCCCAUUUACAGAGGACGUGUACAAGGGACUCAUCAGGCCACGAUCCAUAAUCACGCAGAACUACGACAAGCUGUCCCCCUUUACGUCUCCAUUGCUGUAUGCUGCUGGCUGGGAGGUGCAUCACUACCGCGGCUACCUGGUCGUCGCUCACAACGGAGGCAUAGCCGGCUCCUCCACCAUCCACUUCUUCAUACCUGAUCUCAACUUUGGGGGCGCCAUGUUUGGAAACUCUGACGACGCGGCCUUUGUCGCCGAGGUUCUCAUGCAGGAACUCAUCGACGAACUACUGGAUUUACCCCAAGACCAACGGCUUAGCUGGGACAAGGUCCUAUACGAGAAGAACACGGGCAAAAAGUACGACGAGUACGACACCAACCCCAACGAAGACGCCGAGACCGAGGCCGAGGAGGUCGAAGCAGAGCGACAGAAGCUGUGCCCAGGAAUCAAGGAGUCAGAACCGCAGAAGAUGCCGUUGAGCGCGUACACAGGCGAGUAUUGGAACCCUGGAUGGAAAGGCAUCGUAGUUCAGGUCGAGCAGGGGCAGCUGUUUGUCGACUGCUCGGAUCGAUCGUAUGUCUUUACGAUGAAGCUGCAGCACGUGUGCGAGCAGACCAAGUAUGUUGCGGUUAUGAGGGAGGUUGUGGGGGGGAUUGGGAUGGCGAUGAGGGUUGAGUUUCGGUUUGAGAAUGAUGUUGUGGCGAAAGUUGGGAUUGCGUUUGAGGAGGAGCUGGAUGAUUACAUUUGGUUUGACAGAGUUGCGGCCUGAUGGCUUUUCUCUUGUCAUCUUCUAGUGUAGCAUUUAGUCUUGCUCUUCAAUAUAGAGAAUUCGCAACUUUCAAUGCCUUGAAGAAUGUUUUGCCUAUCACUUUAGUCUCACUUAUUUCUCAGUUCAAUCCACUUCACCUCUUAAUAAAGCAAUAGCUACGGGUUC
This is a messenger RNA of Trichoderma virens Gv29-8, 1739 nucleotides long. RefSeq lists its product as uncharacterized. The transcript has 2 exons. The record is from RefSeq and is a predicted model, not a curated record. Bases 27 to 1574 code for a protein of 515 amino acids. NCBI's taxonomy places the organism in Eukaryota, Fungi, Ascomycota, Sordariomycetes, Hypocreales, Hypocreaceae.